Messenger RNA from Cuscuta campestris, 3115 nucleotides. The record is from the annotation of a GenBank genome assembly. NCBI's taxonomy places the organism in Eukaryota, Viridiplantae, Streptophyta, Magnoliopsida, Solanales, Convolvulaceae.
AUCGAGCCUCUCUGCGCUUCUUAUUAAAUUUGUAUAUUCCGGACUCGUUUCAUUCAUUUACAUGGACUGGGAUCGCGGGAAAAUCGCUUCCAGAUCCCCAUUUUCCCGCCAGAUUCCUGUAGGCGGAGAUGGAAUCGAUUGAAGACUGCCCCAUUUCGCCCGCUCACACUCUGCUGAUCAAACAACAAGCCAAAGAGAUGCCGGGUGUUCAAAAUUGCCAUGACCAUGAAUCUGUUGUACCCACAACUAGAUUGGGGAGGCUUUUGAGAGAAAGGGAGUUAAGAAAAUCCUGCAGGUCUCAUCUUUCAAAAGAAGGCGUAAGAGAUGGUGGUAGUGUACAUGAUGAUGAGAAACGAUCACAAGAGGAGACUUUUCUUGAUGGAUUGGAACCAACUAAAUUGCUCUUUGAUGUAUUUGAAAGAGCAGAUGGGCGUAUGAGGAAACCACGGUUACUAGUGGUGUCAAAUCGCUUACCGCUAUCUGCAAAAAGAAAGGGAGAGGACCAAUGGGAUCUUGAAAUUAAUGUAGGAGGCCUAGUCAGUGCACUCUUAGGUGUUACUGAGUUUGAAGCAAGAUGGAUUGGGUGGGCUGGUGUGAAUGUCCCAGAUGAAAUUGGACAGAGAUCUCUUUCAAGAAAUUUAUCUGAAAAGAGAUGUAUUCCUGUAUUUCUGGAUGAAGACACCGUUAAUCAGUAUUAUAAUGGUUAUUGUAACAACAUAUUGUGGCCUCUUUUCCAUUAUCUUGGACUUCCUCAUGAGGACCGCCUUGCAACCACCCGAAGCUUCCAGUCUCAGUUUGCUGCAUACAAGAAGGCUAACCAGAUGUUUGCCGAUGUUGUGAAUGAGCAUUAUAAGGACGGUGAUAUUGUGUGGUGCCAUGACUACCACCUAAUGUUUCUUCCCAAAUGUUUGAAAGAGCAUAACAGUGAUAUGAAGGUUGGCUGGUUUCUUCACACGCCAUUCUCUUCUUCUGAAAUAUACAGGACACUUCCUUCUAGAUCAGAGCUUCUGAGAGCUGUUCUGUUUGCUGAUUUGGUUGGAUUCCACACAUAUGAUUAUGCAAGACAUUUCGUUAGUGCUUGCACUCGUAUUCUUGGACUUGAAGGAACACCUGAAGGAGUUGAGGAUCAAGGAAGGCUUACUCGCGUGUCUGCGUUCCCUAUUGGGAUAGAUUCCGAUCGUUUCAUUCGUGCACUUGAAGUUCCUGCUAUUCAAAAUCGCAUUAAAGAAUUGCUAGAAAGAUUUGGAGGGCGAAAGGUUAUGUUAGGGGUAGAUCGUCUCGAUAUGAUUAAAGGAAUCCCCGAAAAAAUCUUGGCAUUUGAAAAGUUUCUUGAAGAGAAUCCAGACUGGCGGGAUAGGGUGAUUCUGGUGCAAAUUGCAGUGCCAACAAGGACAGAUGUUCCUGAGUAUAAAAAACUCGCAUGUCAGGUUCAUGAAAUUGUUGGACGCAUUAAUGGAAGAUUCGGAACUCUUACAAGUGUUCCAAUUCACCAUUUGGAUUAUUCUCUGGAUUUUCAGUCGUUGUGUUCCAUAUAUGCAGUGACAGAUGUGGCAUUGGUAACAUCUUUGAGGGAUGGGAUGAAUCUUGUCAGCUAUGAGUUUGUGGCUUGCCAAGCUUCAAAGAAGGGAGUUCUCAUCCUAAGUGAGUUUGCAGGUGCAGCACAGUCACUUGGUGCUGGAGCUAUUCUUGUAAAUCCGUGGAAUGUUACAGAACUAGCUGCUUCUAUUGACUAUGCUUUAAGAAUGCCUGCACAUGAAAGAGAGAAACGACAUCACCUUAAUUUCAUGCAUGUCACAACUCAUACAUCCCAAGAGUGGGCGGCCACUUUUGUUAGUGAACUCAAUGAUACGAUUAUUGAAGCUAAGCUUAGAACCAAUCAAAUUCCUCCUGUGCUUCCAACCAAUGCUGCUAUAGAGCACUAUAUGCAGUCAAAAAAUCGAUUGCUGAUACUGGGAUUCAAUGCAGCACUAACUGAACCACUGGAUGCUCAAGAAAGGAGAGCAGACCAGUUAAAGGAUAUGGACCCCAAGUUGCAUCCAGACCUGAAAGAACCAUUAAAAAGGCUAUGUGAUGAUCCAAACACCACAGUUGUUGUCCUCAGUGGCAGUGACAGAAAUGUUCUGGAUGAGAACUUCAGUGGAUAUAACAUGUGGUUGGCCGCCGAACAUGGGAUGUUUUUGCGGUUUACUAAAAGUAGCUGGAUGACAACAAUGCCAGAGAAUCUACAUAUGGAUUGGGUUGAAAGUGUGAAGCAUGUGUUUGAGUAUUUCACUGAGAGGACUCCUGGCUCUCAUUUUGAGAUUCGUGAGACAUCACUUGUGUGGAACUAUAAAUAUGCUGAUGUUGAGUUCGGGAGGCUUCAAGCAAAAGACUUGUUGCAACAUCUCUGGACUGGUCCGAUCUCAAAUGCCUCAGUAGAUGUGGUUCAAGGUACCCGAUCUGUUGAGGUCCGAGCAAACGGGGUUACUAAGGGUGCAGCAAUUGAUCGAAUUUUGGGAGAAAUUGUGCACAACAGCAAGGUCAAGAAACCCAUAGAUUAUGUUCUUUGCAUUGGCCACUUUCUCCCAAAGGAUGAGGACAUCUAUACAUUUUUUGAGCCGGAUCUUCCACACGGACCAUCUGCAAGGGCCAAACUACCAACCCAGACGAAUAAAAACGCCUCAGGUAAAGGUGGGGUGAUUAGGGAGCCGGUCAAAAAAAGUGUGGAGCCCUUUUUGACUGCGAAGGGCAUUGAUGGAUAUGGAAACUGGUGGUCUCUGAUGCGCGAGAAGAUGACAGUGAGCGAAGGGUCAUCGGUUCUUGAUCUCAAGGGGGAAAGUUACUUCUCCUGUGCAGUAGGCCGGAAGCGUUCUUGUGCCCGAUACCUCCUCUGCUCAUCUGCUGAGGUUGUGUCUUUGCUCAAAAACCUUUCAGAUUGCUCAUCUCUGCUGCCAUUGAACUGAUUUCAGGAGCUUUUUUUUAAAAAGUCAUUUUGGAGAUUGGAGAUUGAAGUUUUAAGAACUAAAAGUAAUUUUGGAGAUUGAAGUUUUAAAAGUCAUUUUUCUGCUAUGUAUGCUUUUAGUAAACAAAAACUAAAUGGGUCUUGGUGUAGACAGACUAAAGCUUUUGUAUGCCC